Molecule: messenger RNA, 1170 nt
Organism: Ziziphus jujuba (common jujube)
Lineage: Eukaryota; Viridiplantae; Streptophyta; Magnoliopsida; Rosales; Rhamnaceae
Product: homeobox-leucine zipper protein ATHB-12
Exons: 2
Coding region: 89-760 (223 amino acids)
Biological process (GO): positive regulation of DNA-templated transcription
Cellular component (GO): nucleus
Molecular function (GO): sequence-specific DNA binding; DNA-binding transcription factor activity, RNA polymerase II-specific
Source: RefSeq, a predicted model, not a curated record
CUUAAAUUAAUAACCUUUUUUUUUUUUUUUUUCGUUUUUUCCCUCUUCCCCUCCAUCAUCACACCAAAUAGAAGCCAAAUAUCUAUAUAUGGAGGAAACAGAGUACUCUGUUUCAGAAAAUUUUGAUCAGUUUGUCACUUGUCUAGAAUCACUCCCAACUACAAAGAACAAAAAAAACAAGAGCAAGAAGAAUAACAAGAAGAGGUUCACUGAUGAGCAGAUUAGGUUGCUAGAGUCCAUAUUCGAAUCCAACUCGAAGCUUGAGCCGAAGAAGAAGGCUCAACUGGCUAGAGAGCUAGGACUUCAGCCUCGGCAGGUUGCUAUAUGGUUUCAGAACAGAAGAGCUAGGUGGAAAUCAAAGCAGAUAGAAAAAGAAUUCAGAAAGCUCAAAGCUGAAUAUGACAGUUUAGCAUCCACGUUUGAUUCCUUGAAGGAUGAGAACCAGUCCUUGCACAGUCAGGUUCAGAAACUGAAUGAUUUACUGGGAAAACCUCAAGAUUUGAACAGCAGGGAUAGCAAAGGCUUGACAGAAAAUUGUAAAGGUAUGAAUUGGAAGGCUGAUGAAAAGUGUUGCUUGCAGGAGAGAUUGGGAUUGGAUCAAAGCCGAGGAAACAUAGAUUCAUGCAACAUCACAAGAAACGUUAAUGCUGGAGACACCAGAGAGCAAGGUUAUGAGCUUCUGAACAGCAACAAUCAACACGUAGAUGUUUCCUUAAUGUCGAUGGAGAAUUGGUAUGGUUUUGACCCAUCUCGCUGGUAGUUCAUCUCAGUGGAUAAACUUAUGGGGUUUGAGAGCUUGAAGCAGAAACAAGAACUUGAUAGCACAAUGCAGCAAGACACAGGCAGAUUUGCAAUCUGCAUGAAACUGAGGCUUAGACAGAUCUUAAGAAAACAACAGAAAAGUCUAAGAGAGUUAGCACAGAAAACUGGUUUUUGGAGAAGUUGAGAAAGGAUAAAGAAUUGGGAAAUGUUCCUUUGCAUGAAUGAAUAUGGGUUUCUGACUUUGUAUAAUUGUAUUGCAUGACCAUAAGUUUUUUCACAUAUAAGAGCAAGAUACAAUUGUAAAGUCUUGUUUAUUCCUUGUAAUUAUAAAUAAGUUGGGUUUAUUUUAGUUUGUUUGUUUUUAGUUUGUUCAUACACAUAAUCCAAGGUAAUUAUGUUUCUACCUUA